Messenger RNA from Lolium perenne, 655 nucleotides. Its product is annotated as sulfiredoxin, chloroplastic/mitochondrial. Gene Ontology annotation, biological process: cellular response to oxidative stress. The record is from RefSeq and is a predicted model, not a curated record. Gene Ontology annotation, molecular function: sulfiredoxin activity. Lineage: Eukaryota; Viridiplantae; Streptophyta; Magnoliopsida; Poales; Poaceae. Gene Ontology annotation, cellular component: cytoplasm.
ACGCUCCGACACGGUAGCUCCAGCAGCAAUAUCUGUCAAAAAAAACAGAGCAGCAAUGGCGUGGAGGUCGAGCUUGGAUUUGGGAAAGAUCGUGCCCCCCGCCGGCUUCCUCCUCCACGGCCGUGCCGCCGUUCCCAGGACCCCCUUUCUCCGGGAGAGGAGCGUGAGGGGGAGGCGCGGCCUCUCCUUCUCGUCCUCCAAUGGUGCGGCUGCACGGUCCCCGUUGAGCGACUCGGAGAAGAAAGGCCCUGUGGUGAUGGAGAUCCCACUAGAAGAUAUCAGGAGGCCACUAAUGCGAACUCGUGCCAAUGAUCCUGCCAAGGUGCAGGAGCUCAUGGACAGCAUCCGUGUCAUCGGUCUCCAAGUACCCAUUGACGUGCUGGAGGUUGAUGGAGUCUAUUAUGGUUUCUCUGGAUGCCACCGCUACGAGGCUCACCAACGCCUAGGACUCCCAACCAUCCGCUGCAAAGUCCGCCGAGGGACAAAAGAAACACUGAGGCACCAUAUGCGAUGAAUCUGUGGGAAGAUGAACGGGCUGCUUCUGCCAGGAAGUGCCAUAUGUUAUGUCUAGUGCUGAAAGGGAUCCCUUGCUCUCCAUGUAAUUAUCUAUACGUGUAAAUGUUGGCCAAUCAAAUGUGUGAAAUGACACUCGUUA